Messenger RNA from Triticum dicoccoides, 1678 nucleotides. Its product is annotated as zinc finger protein CONSTANS-LIKE 13-like. The coding region runs from base 320 to 1501 and encodes 393 amino acids. The transcript has 5 exons. Gene Ontology annotation, molecular function: zinc ion binding; protein binding. The record is from RefSeq and is a predicted model, not a curated record. Lineage: Eukaryota; Viridiplantae; Streptophyta; Magnoliopsida; Poales; Poaceae.
GGCGAGGGAUCGAAUCGCGCGAGGGUCUUGGGAGCAAGUAGGAACUUGUCCUCCGCCUCCCUCGUCUCGCUUUCGAGCCCAUCAAUUCCCCGCUCGUCGCACUUGUCCUCCUCCUCCUCGUCCUGGGUCAUUCAUGGCGACGUGCUCCCACCUCUCCCCUACCCGUACCGACGGUGCCACCGCCCCCUUGCUUAGUUGCUUGUCUCUUCUGCGCCCGCUGCAUAGCGCAUCCUACUACUAGUACUUACCAAGAAGACGGUGCGUCCGCGCCAAGAAGAAGAAGCAGAAGAAGGUCGAAGGAGGAGGGGCGGAGAGAGCCAUGACCGGCUCCGGCGCGGUGCCCGGGGCUGUUGCCGACGCGGCGGUGCCCACGGGGGAGUGUUACUUCUGCGACCGGUCUCCGGCGGUGGUGUACUGCCGGGCGGACGCCGCGGGGCUGUGCCUGCCGUGCGACCGCCACGUCCACGGCGCCAACACGGUCUCCUGCCGCCACGCCCGCGCCCCGCUCUGCGCCGUCUGCCGCGGUGCCGCGGCCACCGUCCGCCGCGGCGCCGCUCGGUUCCUCUGCUCCAACUGCGACUUCGAGGAGCAGCAGCACAGGGAAGGGGAGGUUGUGCAGCCACCGCUGCUGCACGACCGUGGCGCGGUGGAGGGCUACACCGGGUGCCCCUCGGUGGGCGAGCUCGCGGCGAUCCUCGGCGUCGUUGUCGGCGACAAAGCGGCUGAAGCGUGGUGGCCUGUCUGGGAGGAGCCCCAGGUGCUCAGCUUCGACGACGUCAUCGUGCCGACCACCGCCUGCCAUGGCCUCCAGCCCCUCCUCACCUCGUCGUCCUCCCCCAAGAACCGGAGCCUGCCCUGCGGGGAGCUGAACGGCGAGGUUCUCCGGCAGCUCGGGGAGCUCGCCAAGUCGGAGGAGGCGGCGACAGAGCCGGCCGGCGUUGAUCAGCUGCCUCCGCCAUGGGGAUCUUCAGAUUACGCUGCUAUUGGGCACGGUGAUAUUGGGGCUCUUGGAGCCGAGGCCAUCUGCGCGGCAGCAAUCCUGCAUGUACCUCCUUCUCAGGAAAAACUUUCAGUCUAUUCAUCAAAUGUCAAGCAGAACCAGGAGGCGUGGAUCGCGACGAGUUGCAACGAACUUCCCGAGCAAGUCUCGGCGAGCUCGUCGGCGGAGCCGAGCCUGUCGUCGUUCGUGGAGGUGUCGGAGGUCUGCCCCGGCCUCAGCCGCAGCGGCAGCAGCAGCGUCGACGACAUGGCCAACGGCGGCCACGAUCACCUGUCGCCGGCAGCGGCACCCGUUGCGGCGGCGCCGGCGCAAGCAGCUCCGGGGACCAAGAACGUCGGCGGCUACGACGUGGUCUACCCCGACCGCGGCAAGGUGAUCUCGCGCUACAAGGAGAAGAGGAAGAACAGGAUGUUCGGGAAGCAGAUCCGGUACGAGUCGCGCAAGGCCCGCGCCGACGGCAGGGUGAGGACCAACGGCCGCUUCGCCAAGUCGAGCCAGUAAAUUUCGAGGACCGACGACGUACUCUUGGUCUCCGUGGACGACGACGUUCGUUCUGUGCCCUACGUAGCGUGGGUGCGAGGGAGCUAGGGACGGCGUCGCCAUGGCAGCUUGUCCUCUGGUCGUACGUGCCAUCACGGCACCACGUACUCGCCGUCUCAACGUGAUGUGACUGUGCGA